UUUUUUUUUAUUGUUCACGUUCGUAUUUCUUACGUUUUCGUUGCGUUUUAAACGAUUAAUCCGUUUUUAAAUUGCAAAAGUAAAUUCGGGAAGUGAAAUGGCGUCGAAAACGGGGCCGUUUUAAUUUAUUUUAACUCAUAUUUAGUCGAAAAUUUUAGAGAAACGAUCGCAAAAAUAUGGCCGAAUGUAACGUUCAACAAUUGUACAAAACCGAAGAAACUUUCUGUGUUAAUUACCCACCAUGGUGUUCAGCUUGUUCGAGGGGGGCCCAAAGGAGGCGCUCGAUCAGCGAAACCGGCGAACCCUGCAGGAGAAAGAACAAAGAACUGAAAAUCCUCUCGAAGAGGUGCAAUCGUAGCCGGGAAUACGAGAACAUGGACUUGGAAUACGACUGUAGAGGCCAGUACCAGGAAAAAGACUCGACGAGACACGAGCAGUCCACUAGGAUCCGAUCGAACUUGUGCGAGCUGCCCACAUCGUACAUUUCGAACAACUGUCAGCUCUCAAACAAUGUGACAAAUCCGAAAAUAUCCAAUGAACUUAGCAGUUUUGAUAGCUCGAAACCGAUCCAUGCGUACGAAAAUCCUCUAAUCAAAUUCUCGAAGCUCGAUGAACUAGCCGACGACAUGCAAGCCAAGCCGAGGAUGCAGAAGAGGGAAUCGAAAUGCUCGAUGAGACAGCUCGAGCGCGAGCACUUCCAAAGCAAAAGCGACCAAUUGAACAACUUCACCAUGACGAGAGUGCGACCGGACAAUCCGGACGGUCCGGAGUUCUGCUCUCUCUCCGAGUUGAAGCUGCGCAACAUCUCCGGGCUGAAGCCCUUCUGCUUCGAGACCACCACGUACUUCGACAAGCGCGAGGACUCGCUGAAUCUGGCCGAGAAACACGCCAGGGAGUUGAACAGGCUGCGCGAGCAAUUGAUGAGCCUCAAAGACUCAUCGAGGGAUAAACGGCCGGUCAACGAAGCGCCUUGCGUGAAAGAGAACAGGCCGAGGAAACUCCCCGAUGACGUCAGAGCGAAGAAUAAGGUUUCUUUGAAGACCAAAACGAAGCCGAACUCGGGGAAGUCGAAGGCGAAGGCCAAACCGAAGGUUCACGUUACACCGAAUUUUAAUUUACUCGAAAGCGACGAAUGCGGUUCGGAUAGCGAAAACGAGACGAAUUUAGACGAAGUCGAUAAUGUUAGCGAAAGAUCGGCUACAGAUGAAAGUAACAAGGACAUUUCCGAACCCGUUUUGUACACUGAACCACCGGAUUCGGGUUCUCCUGAUUCCCUCUAUUGGAUGCUAAGGCCCAGUCUGUUUCCCAACGUUCCUCCAUACAUUCGAUUCAAUCCGUACGAUCACGAAACGGGAGAAAUAAAAUACGGUCAUGCCAGGAAAUAUUUAAAAUGGAAAUUGAGCACCAUCACGCCGAUAUUAGUGAGAAAAACCCUCGUCAAUUCGGGCUUUUUAUUGGUCAGAAGUGAGUUUUGCAGAGAAUCUUCCGCUUGGCUGGGCACGUGGGGAAAACACAUGAAAUCGCCUCUGUUCAAGUCGCUGAGAGAAACGCAAAAAUUGAACCAUUUCCCAGGCACUUUUCAAUUGGGUAGAAAAGACAGAUUGUGGAGGAAUUUCCAGAAGAUGAUACUCAAAUUCGGCGUGAGGGAGUUCGGCUUUCUACCUCACACGUACAUUCUACCUCAGGAAGCGAAAUUGCUGAAGCAAUGCUGGGAAUACAAGAUCAGCAAUGCUGGUACCAGCGAUAUGUGGAUCAUAAAACCGCCUGCUUCGGCCCGAGGCGUCGGCAUAAAAGUGAUAAACAAACUAUCGCAGAUUCCGAAGAAAAACAAUUUGAUCGUGCAAAAGUACAUUUCCAAUCCGUAUUUGAUAAACGGCAGUAAAUUCGAUUUGAGACUGUACGUUUUGGUUACCAGUUUUCAUCCUUUGGUCGUUUAUUUGUAUCCCGAGGGAUUAGCCAGAUUCGCCAGCGCGAAAUACAGUUCGGACGCCAAAGAUUUGAAAGACCGGUACAUGCACCUGACGAAUUACAGCAUAAACAAAUUAUCCAGCCAAUAUACGGCUAACGAGGAUUUCAAUUCGUGCGAAGGACACAAAUGGACUAUAACGAAAUUAUUGGAAGUAUUGGAAACGCAAAACGUCGACACGAAAUCCCUGUGGAGGAAUUUGCAACAAUUGGUGAUCAAAACUCUGAUCGCCUGCGAAUCGCCCAUCGUGCAAUUGUGCGAAGAGAACAUGUUGAGCCGGUACAAUUGUUACGAAUUAUUCGGCGUUGACGUGUUGCUCGACGAGAAAAUGAAACCGUGGUUGUUGGAGGUGAAUAUAUCGCCGAGCCUUCACAGCGCCUCGCCGUUGGACGCGCACGUAAAAGGCCCGAUCGUCCAGACCAUAUUCAAUAUGGCGCAAUUCCAUCUGCCUCCCAGGAUGAAAUUGCACCGGGACGUCGAAGGGCCCGAAGUGUUGGAUUCGAGGUUCUAUUGCAUGUCGUUGAAUAGGCGCGAACAAAGGAAACAUUCCCAUUACGAGCAAUUGGAGACCAGAAACGAAUAUUUGGAGAGCAUCUUGAAGAACCUGACGAGCGACGACGUGCGAUUGUUGGCCAAACACGAGGACGAAUUAUCGGCGAAAGGGAAAUUCGAAAGGAUAUUUCCCACGCCGCAAUCGUACAAAUAUUUGCAAUUCAUGAUACCGAGAUAUUACAAUAGAUUGUUCGAUGCUUGGGAAUACAAGUACGGCCAUUGCAGGGAAAAAGGAAUCGGUUUGCUCCAGGAAUUGUGCGAUAGAAAAAUGCAUUUAAAAGUACCAGCGACGAGUAGACCUGGUAUAAGAAAAGUCUGCUUGGCGUUGAUUAAAAACUUUAACGGCCCCAAAAUGACGAUCGAUUCGGACAUUUUGAAAUUCAUUAAACGUUUCCUGUUCACUCUGACCCUCAAUCAAUUAUUAACAUUUGUUUUCUACAAGAUUUUAUAGAACUGUUAAGUUUAAAUAUAUUGG
Molecule: messenger RNA, 2993 nt
Organism: Phyllotreta striolata
Lineage: Eukaryota; Metazoa; Arthropoda; Insecta; Coleoptera; Chrysomelidae
Source: the annotation of a GenBank genome assembly